Melanotaenia boesemani (Boeseman's rainbowfish) is the source of this 867-nucleotide messenger RNA. RefSeq lists its product as uncharacterized. Gene Ontology annotation, biological process: response to bacterium. The record is from RefSeq and is a predicted model, not a curated record. The transcript has 5 exons. NCBI's taxonomy places the organism in Eukaryota, Metazoa, Chordata, Actinopteri, Atheriniformes, Melanotaeniidae. Bases 1 to 867 code for a protein of 288 amino acids.
AUGAUGGUGUUGUGGGUUACACUGCUCAUUCUUCAUCAAGGAUAUGCUGUAAUUCCAGUGAUGCCAGUUCAACUUGGUGGAUCUGCAAGUUUCACAUGUGAUCUGCCGGGCACUAAAAUGAGCCGUAGAGAAGUCUACUGGUACAAGCAGAGUCAAGGGGAUACUCUAAAGCUGAUUGUAAAAGUGACUCGAUUGCAACAGAAACCAUCCACUUCUAAGUUUGCACCAGAGUUUUCUGACUCAGGAAUUAAAGUUCAAGAUGAAACAACUUUUAUCAGGCUGACCAUCCCGAGGACAACCCAAGAAGAUGAAGGAAUCUAUCACUGUGCGAUCAUGGAUUGGGCCUCAGAUAUUAGAUGGAGUGGGACGUAUUUGAUGGUCAAAGGAAACACGGCAAAGACAUUAAACUACAGAGUUGUCCAGCAGCUGACUGCAUCAGAUCCAGGGAACCCUGAGACUCUGCAAUGUUCAGUUCUCUCUGACUCUGAUGAUUGGACGUGUCCAGAAGAUCUCAAAUUGUUGUGGUUCAGAUCUGGAUCAGAUAAUUCUCAUCCACAGAUCAUCUACACUGAUGGAAAUAGACCUGAUGACUGUGAAAAGAGAUCUGAUGCUCAGAGGAGCUGUAAUUAUAAUUUUUCAAGGAAAGUCACCUCCUCAGAUGAUGGGAUGUACUACUGUGCUGUUGCCACAUGUGGAAAGAUAGUAUUUGGAAAUGGAACCGUACUGGGAAAAGAACAAAGAAAAGGCUCUGAGUAUUUUUUCCUUGUGAUAACAGGAAGCUGUUUGGUCAUUUCUAUUAUUAUAAAUAUUGUUUUUAUCUGUUAUCGAACUCCAAGACCAGCAUGUGAACAGUUUGAAGAUAACUAG